UUGGUCUCAGUUUAUAAGCACAUAUUUUAAUCUUUAGAAAUUAUAUGUAUUUUAUUUAUUACUCUGAUGCAGUACCAGCAGACUGUACUGACUAGGACUCUGCAGUGCUUUGGAUUCAGUUUCAGAAAGGUGUUUUGGAGCAUGUAAGAAGCGUUAAUUUGCAACUGCCUAGAAGCAAUCACAUCUUUUCCCAUUAUUCCAUGGGAGCUGCAGAGAGCAGCAGAAUAAUCCCAUGAAAAGAUGCCACUGCUGAAGCUUUGCAUAGUCUUAUAAUGACAGAUCUAAAUCUGGUAGCUACUAAAUGAUCAUGAGUUAAAUGUUACCAUAAACUCGAGAUCAUUAUCAAAACUCUGGAUAUGUUUGCUCUCUCCGCAGUUAUAAAAAAAAAAUCCCUGGGAAAAUUCUUGGUUCCAAUUCAGUCUUAUUCGUUGGCUGUUGUGGGGGCAUGGAAAGUCAAGCCGUGACUGCAUCUAAUAUCCCUAGCCUCUGAGGAAAAAAGAGAAAAAAAUAUUAGAGAGUCAACUAGUGUUUGCUAUACUUGAAGAGGGGAGAGGAAUAUGGUGAAAAGAGAGAUUUUUGGUAAACAUGGACAUGCAAAAAUACCUUCUGAAAGUGGCUUUGAGUAUAAUUUACAAGCCAUUUCUUUCAGAAGCGUUCCACUAAAAAGAGUUCCACUGCACCAUAAUAAAUAAUAUGAUUCCAAAUAAUUAUGCUUUAUUUAUUUAUCACAUGUAUGUGCCACUGCCAUCCGAAGACUCUUGGCUUAUGCCUUCAAGGGACCAGUGCUUUGCAUUGAUGAGUUUAUUUGUAGAAAAGCUGCCAUGUCAUCGAGACUACCAGCAAUGUGCAGUUCCAGAGAAACAGGAUAUUAUGAAGAAACUAAAAGAUAUAGCAUUUCCAAGGACUGAUGAACUGAAGAAAGACUUGUUAAAGAAAUACAGCGCAGAAUACCAGGAAUAUAUGCAAGACAAGAACAAAUGCAAAGCUGAGUUAUUGAAGAAAAUAGAGCAACAGAAAUUGAUUGAAGCAGAAAAGAAGCGGAUUGCACAGAUCCGUCAACAGCAACUGGAAACAGAACAGUUUCAGUUCUUUGAAGAUCAAUUAAAGAAACAAGAAUUAGCUCGUGGUCAGAAAAUUAAGGAUAACUCAGUUACAUCAGAGCCAACAGAUAGGAGCAUGUUGUCAUCAUGCAUUUCAGCACACCUGAACAAUACUUUCCCCAGAACAGUAGCAAAUAAAAGUGAUGUUUCUGCUGGUCAGUCUCCUCCAGUCAGUCGGGCCUUAAAGCCAGCUGCUACCUUAAGUGCCGUUCAGAACAACGCUGCUGAAGGACUGCGAAAUGUGGUUCUGCCCAGUGAUCUUUGUCACAAAUUUUUGCUGCUCGCAGAUGCAAAUACAGCAAGAGGAAUAGAGACGUGUGGCAUUCUCUGUGGAAAACUGACUCAUAAUGAAUUCACUAUUACUCAUGUAAUCGUACCAAAACAGUCUGCAGGACCAGACUACUGUGACAUGGAGAAUGUAGAAGAGCUAUUCGGUGUUCAAGACCAACAUGAUCUUCUCACGCUGGGCUGGAUCCAUUCCCAUCCAACCCAGACUGCAUUCUUAUCCAGUGUUGAUCUUCACACACAUUGUUCUUAUCAGCUGAUGCUUCCAGAGGCCAUUGCAAUCGUUUGUUCACCAAAACAUAAUGAGAUGGGAAUCUUCAGACUUACUAAUGCUGGCAUGUUGGAAGUUUCUGCUUGUAAAAAGAAGGGCUUUCACCCUCAUACCAAGGACCCUAGGCUAUUUAAUAUCUGCAAACAUGUCAUUGGAAAAGAGAUAAAAAUAACUGUACUGGAUCUGAGGUGAUAGAGAUAGAAGAACGCCUUCCGUAAAACAUAAGGCCAAAGGGGAACAAAGCUGCCAGGUUUUCCUAGUGUUUUCCAAGUUACUGACAUUUUAUAUUUGUAUGUUUUAAAUUUAACGGUUUGAUAUUUAUUGCCCUUUUCCCAUUUUGAAGUUAUUUUGUUGUACGGUCAAAAUGAAGUUCACAGUGGCAUUCAAUCCAGGUAUGUUAUUUUAUUGGAAUAAUAUGAUAAUAAAGUGAACUUGACACAAUGACAGUCUUGGCCCCUUUGCAAAAUUUCUCUCUCUCUCUUGUUUUUCCUCUGGAGUAUAUGAUUGUUUUCCUGUCCUCUAGGUAUUCAGGGGUGUGUAAGUGUGGCAUGUGAAUGUUUACAGCAUAUUUGAAAAUACAGUAGAUAUUAUGUAGAGUGUGAAAUAUGGAAUGAGAACAGAACAGCCAAUAGGAGCAAAACAGAUUCUGCUGAGAAACACACAGAGAGCCUGUGCUCAGAUGAACAUAGUGAACUAUGAAUGUGUGAGCUCACAAACACCAGCUCCUUCUAGUCAACUAGCUUCAGUUCCAAACAGCUGCUACUGCAUUAUUCAAGGGCCAGUGUUGUCUUCCUAUAAAUUCACUGUAGAAGAAAGAAACUUAAAAUAGUUCUGAUUUAUCUGAGUAACAGAAAGUAGAAGUCAAAGGAUAUGGGGAACAGAAAACUAUGUAGGUAUAACCAGGAGAAAAGAAAGUAACAGCCCACAAUUCUAUCAUCAGUUAUCCAUCAGAUAUAAUCAGUGUCCAUCUAAGUCUUAAAUAUAAAAAUAGCGGUUCUUUUUGUGUGUUCUCCAACAGAUGGUUAAAAUAAGUACAAACUACCCUUGAUCAUCAAGAUUCACUUUUUGCACUAUCCAUAGAACUGUAAUGCAAAUAUUGGCUAGUGUAGUGUUGAUCAGCUGUGUCUCACUCUUCUUCCAGAGGAGAAGGAAUACUAUUUACUCCAAGUAGAGUAUGAAAAAGUUGAGGUUUAUUAAUAAAAAUUCAAAGCACCUGAAAAGCAUGUUUACAAUUUAUUCUUUCCUCCUCUGCCCCCUAAAAACUUCAAAUACACCUUAUU
Messenger RNA from Python bivittatus (Burmese python), 2936 nucleotides. RefSeq names its product STAM binding protein like 1 (gene STAMBPL1). Gene Ontology annotation, cellular component: membrane; endosome. Lineage: Eukaryota; Metazoa; Chordata; Lepidosauria; Squamata; Pythonidae. The record is from RefSeq and is a predicted model, not a curated record. Gene Ontology annotation, biological process: protein K63-linked deubiquitination. Gene Ontology annotation, molecular function: K63-linked deubiquitinase activity; protein binding; metal-dependent deubiquitinase activity.